AUGACACACGUGAGGAGAGGAAACGAAAAAUCGAGGACUUAUCAGGUGGCUGUGACUAUCCUAGAGGCCAGACACCUGGUGCAGAAUGCAAAUCCCGUGGUGGUCGUCAAGGUUGGCAACCAGAAGAAAAAAACUGUCGUCCGGGAGAGAACCGAUUGCCCAUACUUCGAUCAUUACUUCGUAUUCGAUUUCACUUGUGAAUUUGAAGUUCUCCUCAGUACCAGAAUAUCGAUAUCGGUGUACCUCAGGAAUUCUCUGCGACAGCUGAAGUUCCACGGGGGCAUUUUCUUUGAAGUGGCGACAGUCUGGGAUCAACCAGGUCACGAAUAUUCCAACAAAUGGGCGAUGUUAACCAACCCGAAGGACUCGACAGGACAAGCAAAGGGCUACGUAAAAUGUAAUAUCUCGGUUAAUGCAAAAGGGGAAAGACUGCGAGCUCAUCCGGAACCUAACGACGAGGAUGACAUCGAGGGGAAUCUUCUCCUCCCAAUCGGCAAUUUUUUAUCGUCCAGGCAAAAAGCUCGUUAUGUCCUGACGGUAUACAGGGCAGAUGGUCUGCCAAGUAGAGAAUCAACGUUUUGCAUUGGGAAUUCAAAAAAACUGGUGAAUCCAUACGUUCAAAUAUCAUUUGCCGGCAUGAAGGGGGAGACUGGCUUUUACAAGUGCACGUAUACUCCACGCUUCAACGAGAGAAUCGCAUUCAGGGAAAUGUUUCCACUGUUAUCCCAUCGUGUGAGAAUUGCCAUAAAAGACAAAGUUCACGGCUGCAGCUCUACAACACUUGCCACUCACGUGCUCAACUUCGCUCGGCUAUCAAAUUCUGGGGAAUACGGAUUUCUACCAACAUACGGUCCCUCAUUCAUCCACCUAUACAGCGAUCCAGGGUGCAGAGACGAUUGCAGUUGCAGCGGCAAGUGCCAAACCGUACGACCGAUUUAUCGAGGAAGAGUGCUUCUUUCCCUCAAGACGGAAAUUGAUGAUCCAGAAAUAUCAGGGAUCACUGGAGUUCAUGUUGAGCCAGCUCCACCGAUUAUGGAGAAGACCCUCUGGGCUGUCGAGGAGUACCUCCUGGUGGGUGUGAUUUACGACGUCUGCAUGAUUGAUCGCUGCAGAUUCCUGAUGAAGUCAGUGAGUUUUGAAAUUAAUUUUGGCAAUGCCGGGAGUCGCACAUUUGCCCACAACAUCGUCAAUACCGAUGGACUGGCGGACGAUGUGAUACUCGAACAGCGAGUGGAUUUUGUGAGCCACACUGAAUCAAGAUUAACGGCCACGACAGAUGGCAAGUUUAAUUACCUACCACUCGGAUCGAGUAAGCCGUGUAUGUACGUAAAAUCCUGGUGGCCAAACUUGGAGUGGAGGGUAUCAAACACUAACAGUCUCGAUUUUAUUGUUCAAUUCUUGGGAGAAUUUCAGGAGAACGAGCUUGCGAAAUUAGAGUGCCUCAUUGCUGUGGAGAACAGCAGAGCAUACGAGGCUUAUAAUGGUGUAAUUGGGUCGUUGAAACGCUACUGCAUGCAGUAUUUGCACAUAUUGGAUGCUGGGAAGUACGAUGAUGGCGGUGGCACCACCAAAUUGGACAGGCAUCGGGUUAAUCUGUGUCGCGAGUGUGUCGAGAGUAUUCUCAGGAUGAUUAGAGUCAAUGGACAGCUUGCCAACAAUAAUUACGUGAGAAUAGCUGUCAUUCACGCUUACAAAUAUCUCCACAAGCUUCGGGAGAUCUCGGAGGACCCCCAGCAUGCAUUCCCGGAUGUUUUCAUCUGGAUGAUUGCCGGUUCGAGGCGCGUAGCUGUGGCGCGUUUAUCCCCUUCUGAGAUUAUUUAUUCCGAGGAUGAGACGUCCCGGGGCUCCAAAUGCGGACAGAGAAUCAAUUUGUUCAUGAAGAAUAGUGGAGAUAGCGAGUUGAGUGACUACAGUGCCUGCAAAAUGGAAAUAUUCCUUUGGUUGGGUAAUGCCAAGUUUUCUGCUGCUUGCUGGAGCUCAAUCCCCUCAGGGUAUGAUGCUGAAUGCAUCACGAGUACUGAGGCAUUUCCGCGUGUCUUCAAGUACAGUGUUGCAUCGAGGUUCCAGCUGCGCUCACACAUCUUUCAAGGACGAUUUGAUCCCGGGAUGGACUCCACUGGGUUGAUGGACCCGUUGAUUCGAGUGGUAUUUCACGGGUACACUGCUACGACAAGAUGUAUCAAGCAGAGCCUUGCACCAGUGUGGGAUGAAACUCUGGUGCUUCCACCCAUUGAAUUGCACGGUUCACCAGAGGAUAUCAAAUGUCGUCCCCCGAAAGUCGUGAUGGAGGCGUUUGACUGGGAUCUGUGUGGCUCGAAGGAGUACUGUGGCAGAUGCAUUGCCACCCCAGUUGUAAAGCUGAAGGAUGAAACAUACUCACUCCCUGAAUUUCCACCGACUCUAACAUGGCACGAGUUGAAGACCCAGAGGGAUUUUCAGGGGAGUGUUCUCGCUGCCUUUGAACUCAUCGAGACUGGAGAUGAUGAGUUGGUGGAUGUGCCGUUGAAUGCGUCCGAGGAGGAGAGGAUUUACAAUUUACCGGACGACGUGAGGCCCUCCAUGAGAAGCCACCGGCUGGAGGUGAUAUUCUGGGGCGUGAGGGACUUCAGGAAGAUCAACUGCAUCAAGGUUAAUAAGCCGAGGAUUGUUCUCGAGUGUGGCGGGGUUUUUGUGAAAUCCGAGGUCAUGGAGAGCGCGAAGAAAUUCAGCAACUUCGAGGAGAAUCACUUUAUGAUUGAUUUGGACUUACCAGAGUUGGAUAUAUACUACCCUCCAAUAACCAUCAAAGUAUUCGAUUCCCGUGGAUUCGGAUGUUUCAAAUACGUCGGUGUACACAUAAUUCCCACAGCUCAUAAAUUCCUGAGAAAAAUGAUUGCCCUCGAGGAUUACACCUCGCAGAUCUACGGCGAGUACAAUUCAUCAUCGAAGAGGAAGAAUGCCACAGUAGUUUUUCCCCUGCCAAUCGAUUACGACACCGAGAGAGACGAAAAGAAAGGUUUGAUAAGUUAUAAGAGGAUUGCCAGGGACAAGAAUCACUCGGGAAUGAUGAAACUCCUGACCAAGCUCAAGCCACUUGUAACCAAUCGUAAAAGAAACGACAAAACCGAAGAGGCGAAUUAUGGAAAUGACGAGGACGAGAGCCACGACUGGUGGAGCAAAUAUUUCGCUUCUCUCGAGGGUAAUUUAAUCCUUGCACCUUAUUUUUACCUCUUGAAGGAGGAAAAGUGCAGGGAAUUGGGAAUUAAGAAGAUCCUGCUGGGCCGCCAACGGCCAAUAGCCACGUUCAAGAUAUACCCAACGGAGCUGGAGUUGCAGCCGGAAUUUCAGGGUUUCCAGGACAGACUGAUGACAUUCGAAUUAUCGCGCGGGAAAAGGACCGGAGAUCCGGAUUACGACGAGAAAAAUUACUCGGGAAAAUUCAAGGGUCAAAUAGCGAUAUAUCCUUGGCCGCAUCCGGACAAACUCAUCUGCAGAACAAUAAGUGGAUAUGACGCAUCUGACGGCCUCUUGGCAGAUUAUCCAUCCCAAGCCCCCCUCAAGCUACUCGUCCGUCUCUACGUCGUAAAAGCCAUCAAUCUUCACCCCAAUGACCCACUCACUGGCAAGUCCGAUCCAUAUCUUCGAAUUAGAUUGGGGAAGAGGGAUAUCAAUGACAAGAAAAAUUACAUCCCUAAUCAGCUUAAUCCGGUGUUUGGCAAAUGCUUUGAAAUUGAUGCGCUAUUCCCGAAGGACCACACAUUGACGAUUCAAGUGUGGGACUACGAUGCCACCAGCUCCGACGAUCUAAUUGGGGAGACCCGGAUCGAUAUUGAAAAUCGAUAUUACAGCGGCCAUCGGGCCCAUUGUGGAAUAUCUAGGGUAUGGAGCAAAUCGGGUUACAAUGCCUGGCGUGAUCGUGAAAGACCGACACAGAUACUUGAGAUGCUGUGCCGGAGGAACAAUCUACCCUUGCCGGAAUUCAAGGAUGAUGUCAGUAUUGGAAAACAGAAAUUUACACUCAGUGCGAAACUUAAGGCGCUGGACGAGUCAGAGAGAAACGAGUGUAUGGCCCUGAAUGUCCUCCAUCAGUGGCAGGAUUUUCCCGUCUGUGGAAUGGCCCUCGUGCCAGAGCACGUAGAACGAAGACCACUCUUCAACGCUAGAAGACCGGGACUCGAACAGGGUAAAUUGGAACUCUGGGUGGACAUGUUUCAUGUCGAUGACCUUCCACCAAAGCCACCCGUUGAUAUUACACCCCAAUCCCCGGAGGUAUACGAAUUGCGUGUGAUUGUAUGGAAUACCGAGGAUGUACCUCUCGUCGACAAUCAAUUUUUAACCGGCGAAAAGUGCUCUGACAUUUACGUGAAAGGGUGGAUCUUGUACGAGGAUAACCAGAAAACCGAUGUUCAUUAUAAUUCUCUCAAUGGCGAAGGCAAUUUCAACUGGAGAUUUAUCUUUCGCUUCACUUAUUCACGCCCGGAAAACCUCAUGAUUGUGAGGAAGAGAAGUUCGGUGUUGGUCCGGGAUGCUACCGAGCAAAAACUCCCCUGCAAACUGAGUAUACAGGUCUGGGACAGCGAUCAUCUCUCACGCGAUGACUUUUUAGGUGCUUUAACAUUGGACCUAUCUCGAAUGGCUCGUGGGAGUAAUAGUUCGAAGAGCUGCAGCUUAAAGGUCACCGAUACGAAAUCACCAACGGUGAAUCUAUUUAAAGUUACGAGAAUGAGAGCUUGGUGGCCGUUGAGUUGUACGACGUCUGACGGCGAUUACAUUCAAGCGGGAAAAGUGGAAAUGGAAAUGACUGUAGUUCCAGCAACGGAGGCUGACAAGAAUCCAGUGGGUAGAGGAAGAGAACCACCGGAUCCACUUCCGCCACCAGACCGUCCCGACACUUCAUUCUCUUGGUUUCGUAAUCCCUGGAAAGCUUGUUGUUUCGUUGUCUGUCGGCAUUACAGAGGGCGUAUGGUCCUCUUCUCCUCCAUCUUCUUCAUCCUCAUGCUAUUACUCUGCGCUAUUUACGCAUUCCCUGGGUAUAUGGUAAAGAAGUUACUAGCUGUGUAAUUUAAUCUGAGAAAAGGAAUUUUCGUGAA
Molecule: messenger RNA, 5069 nt
Organism: Fopius arisanus
Lineage: Eukaryota; Metazoa; Arthropoda; Insecta; Hymenoptera; Braconidae
Gene: mfr
Product: misfire
Exons: 28
Coding region: 1-5040 (1679 amino acids)
Biological process (GO): plasma membrane organization
Cellular component (GO): membrane
Source: RefSeq, a predicted model, not a curated record